UGUGCAGCCUGCCAUCAAAGGACCCGCAGAGCUCACCGAAGAACAGGAGGAGGAGAAGGAUGAUAAUGGCAACAAAAAAGGGGCUCUUCCUGACAAUCGCCUUCUCUCCAGAGAGAGGCAUGCUCCACCCAAAAAGACUUCUAUCCAUAAGGAGGAAGACAAGAUGCACAAAACCAGGGGAAAAGGGCUUCCUGACAGUCCACCACCACCAAUCCAGUGGAGCUCAGUGAAGAAAGUGGAAGCCAAAAAGAAAGAAAUCCCUCAUGCUGGACCAAAACUUGUAAACUUUAUUGCUGAAGCUAUUAAGACAAAAGAGCAGAAACCCACUGUUUCUUGGGGCACCACGCAAAUCCCUUCUGCCAGCAUGAGGAGGAAGGUGACCAGCCCAGAUCUCAUAGAGGGAAUGAUGGGGAACUGGAAAGAGGAUGGCGAAUCAUCCUCAGAGAAGGAGGGUGACAACUCGCUGGAGAUACCCCCAAAAAGGCCAAUUUCCCCAGGGACAAGCCAGGCCCUGCUCGAGAUAGUGACGUGCAUCCUGGGACAGGUUGACCGAAGUCGGAGGGGACACAGGCAUGAAGAGAGGGAUCGGGAAGAUAAGCUGCAGUGUGAGCUGGCUGUUUUGAAGUGGAGAAUGUGCAGGAAAAAGAAAAGCCAAGGCAAUGACACUCCUGUGGCUGGACCCCAACCUGCACAAACUAUUUGUGACAGUCCUGAGAGAGCAGGACAGGAAUUCUACUCUCUCCCUGUGAGGAAAGAUCAAAGUAAACACUGGGAAGCCUUACGUAAGAAGUACCUGAAGACAGCAAGGACAAGGUCGCCUUCAUCAACAGCAAGAAGGGAAAGGGAACAUCUGUGGAAGGCCCAGAAACCCACUGUUUCUUGGGGCACCACGCAAAUCCCUUCUGCCAGCAUGAGGAGGAAGGUGACCAGCCCAGAUCUCAUAGAGGGAAUGAUGGGGAACUGGAAAGAGGAUGGCGAAUCAUCCUCAGAGAAGGAGGGUGACAACUCACUGGAGAUACCCCCAAAAAGGCACAUUUCUCCUAGGAAAACGCAGGCAUUGCUCGCAGCAGUGACAUCUCUGGUGGAGAAGGUCACGCAGGGACAGACAAGAGAGAUCAGUAGACAGAGGGAUCAUGAAGAGGAGGCUCAAGGCUAGAGAGCCAGUCCAGCACAAUGUGAACCAGCAACUGCCAGCUGUGCUGCCAAAGCGUUCUUGUGUUGAAUAAAACCAAAUCUCC
Molecule: messenger RNA, 1238 nt
Organism: Dromaius novaehollandiae (emu)
Lineage: Eukaryota; Metazoa; Chordata; Aves; Casuariiformes; Dromaiidae
Exons: 10
Coding region: 164-1156 (330 amino acids)
Source: RefSeq, a predicted model, not a curated record